CCUCCUACAAAUGAUGCUCAAACAUGGUGUUUUAGCAUGCAGCUCCGUAGAUUUUGAGACGCAACCUGUCACUCCUUUGUCAAUGGAGAAAACGGGAAUUUAGCAAGGCCGUGUUUUGAAAAUUUUAAGUAUAUUAUUGUUAAAUCGAGGAAUUUUAAUGUCAGUCGCAAAUGCAAAAAAGACGAUUCUCAAUCCGACUGUCCCCUUCACUGAGAUUAUACCGGGUGGUCUUCACCCAGGAGAGAUGAUUGUUAUACAUGGAUGUGUUCAUAAUGAUGCUGACAGGUUUCAGUUUGAUUUGACAUGUGGCUGCAGUUCAAAGCCACGGGCGAAUGUUGCCUUUCACUUCAAUCCUCGCUUCAGCAGCUCUCCGCAGAUUGUGUGCAACACUUUACAACACGAAAACUGGGGAAAAGAAGAAAAUAUGGACCUCAUGCCUUUUAAACAAGGAGCUACUUUUGAGACCAUUAUCUUGGUACUUUGUGAUGUUUUCAAAGUAGCAGUAAAUGGCGUUCACAUUUUGGAGUAUGAACACAGAAUUCCUCUUGAGAUGGUCGACACAUUUUCAGUCUCUGGAAAAGUAGAACUGCAUGCCAUUGGCUUUAUCCCUGACUCAGCAAUAUUUUCAAAAUCAGAUGACCAAAGCAUACCCUACAAGGGCAGUUUACUUAGAGGAGUCAUUCCAGGGCAGCAUAUAACAAUCAAAGGGCAUAUCAGCUUAUUCCCUCACAGUUUCACUGUUAACCUAAGGUGCAGCCAAUCAAACAACAUCGCCCUGCACCUUAACUCACACAUCAAAUCUGGCAUGCUUAUCAGGAACUCUCUUCUCAGCCAGUCAUGGGGGCCAGAGGAGCGUGAACUGCCAUACUUUCCCUUUUCAGCUGGAAGCUACUUUGAGAUGAUCAUCCUAUGUCAGCUUCAUCAGUUUAAGAUAGCAGUUAACGGAUCCCACCUGCUGGAUUACAAGCACAGAGUGCAGGACUUGACCUCCAUUGAUCAGCUGGAGAUUCUUGGUGACGUGGAACUGCAGAAUGUUCAAUUGUGGUGAGAUGUAAAACAACAGAAGGAUAUUUAGAUUGUUCCUCACUUUUCUUUACAGUGUUCCACAGCCAAUACAUGGUUUUAAACAGGGAUGCACGAUACCGGUAUAAGUAU
Rhinichthys klamathensis goyatoka is the source of this 1155-nucleotide messenger RNA. It is a transcript of the gene lgals8b, whose product is annotated as galectin 8b. Lineage: Eukaryota; Metazoa; Chordata; Actinopteri; Cypriniformes; Leuciscidae. Bases 158 to 1048 code for a protein of 296 amino acids. The transcript is spliced from 8 exons. Gene Ontology annotation, molecular function: carbohydrate binding. The record is from RefSeq and is a predicted model, not a curated record.